Molecule: messenger RNA, 134 nt
Organism: Racocetra fulgida
Lineage: Eukaryota; Fungi; Glomeromycota; Glomeromycetes; Diversisporales; Gigasporaceae
Source: the annotation of a GenBank genome assembly
AUGUCCCGCACAACUAUUUUGAUUAAUAUAAUUAAAGGUUUACGACCAGCAUUUGCUGAAGGGGCACCUGAAUGCUACAUUCAAUUAGAGAAACAAUGUGUAAAUGCUGAUGCUCUCCCAUGGAAAGUAUUCGG